Messenger RNA from Cantharellus anzutake, 864 nucleotides. RefSeq lists its product as uncharacterized. Bases 1 to 864 code for a protein of 287 amino acids. The record is from RefSeq and is a predicted model, not a curated record. The transcript is spliced from 4 exons. NCBI's taxonomy places the organism in Eukaryota, Fungi, Basidiomycota, Agaricomycetes, Cantharellales, Hydnaceae.
AUGGCUGGGAAAGCUGGCGCAUCCGUAGGUGUUAGGUCAUUCGUGUUGCCAAAAGAGUCUGGGAGUGCAAGUGCCAUCAGGCAAAGUAGCGAGCCCGGAAGCAUGUUCCAUAGCGCAAUCAUAUCCGAAACUAUAGCCUUCGGAAACAGCCUGAGAGUGAUCGAGUUGGAGAACGAAGAGAAAGCGUAUGCAAAAGGAUUGUCUGAGCUCGUUGUAGAAUCGCGGAGCAGGUCCAUUCUAGGGUUAGGACCAACCUUACUUAUUCACUAUCCUGCUUACCGAACAAACGUUUUUGGCCGGAGAGGACAGUCAGUUGUAGCAGGAAGGGUCUUCAAGCGCAGAUCAAACACGGGACGCACCCAAACUAGUAGGGAAGGCAUGGCGGAACACCGAUGGGCAGUCGUCAUAGAAUUUUGGGCAGCGAAAUUCGGUUGGAUCAUAAAGUGUUGGGAAAAAGCGCGUGGUAAGCUAGGAUCUGACUUAAGUGGACCAAGUGGCCGCGUUCGACCGCCAAUCGACUUGUGCUUCGUCUCAACCAAUUUACAUCAUCGAUCGAUCCAAACUCCGACGCCAUUGGUUACGCAGAAACAAUGUGCUCUGCAAUCCCCCGACGUGCAAGCACCAUUUCGAUCCGUCCGUCAGCGCUUUCGUUGGCCUGCUGCCGCUACCUCUCGUACAAUCACUGCAACCACGACGUCCCAUUCAUCUUCUAGAGCAGUAACGCGGAUAACAAGAAGACGAGGGAUUCGGAUGGAGGAACGUAUGAUGACCCUUCCGGGACGGACGACCAUUGGGAUGUUCGUCCUUGGUGGAGAUGGGAUCAUGGUCCUUACUCGGAUGACUGGCCAUCGACGACGAAGAUGA